CAGCUGCCAGUGUCACUACAUUUGGAGCGACAGUCCGGUUGAAGAGCCAGUGGGGAGGGACCGCCGGUCUGAGGAAGGGCAGCGGCACCGCUCAUGCCCGGUUCACACGGCGCGUUGUGCAUGAGAAUGUCUCACCCACCAAGCAGCAGCUUGUUCUUCAACCCCUGAUUGGUGGACUCUCAGCUAAGAAAGUCUUUAGGUCCAAUGGAAUCAGAAUUUUACCCGAGGAAAGUUUGGCUCCCGUUUUUUGCCUUAGCUGACAAAGUGGAGAAAGAACAACCCGUCUGAUUUCUGUUCCUAAAUGCUUUGCAAAUACUCGAGGAGCAGAUAAUCGACUGAAUCCUCCUGAGAGUUAUGGACGCCAUGGAGAACCCAGUCCUUGAGCCCAGGUCAGAGCGGAUCGCUCGCUAUAAAGCCGAGCGGAGGCGAGAACUGGCCGAACGCUUUGGCACCAUGGAGGAGCUACCUUCCAAGUGGGUGAGGAGGAAUGGGAAAGAAGGGCACGACCCAGCGACCGAAGCCCACAGAGGGACUUUAAACUCAGAUGGCCUUAGUGAAAGAGUGAACGGCAGGACGCGAGGGGUUUCAAAUGGAUUAGAGGAUCCUGCAGAGUCCAACCAUUCUAGAAGGCAGGGUUCCCCGGACUCUGCCAGCAUGCUGAGUGGGGAGGGGCAACCCGUCCCUCUUGGACUCGAUGCCCCGCAACUCCACACACGAGUGUCGGUGGGCCGGUUGAGAAGUGCUCUUCUGCAGCAGACGGGGAGUGGAGCGCAACCCGAGAAAGUUUGCCCUGAGGCUGGGCGAGCCACGUCCUCUCUGGAUCUGGCUGUGAAGCCGGGCUCUGAGGGGGGGCGCCGACGCUCCCGGCGGUACCUCCCCAACGGGUCAGGUGGAGGACGCAAGACGAGCGAACGCUUCAGGACUCAGCCGAUUACAGCCAAUGAGAUGGAGGAGAGCAGCGGGCUGUUGGACGCAGAGGAAGAGGAGAACUGUAAAGCUGAUGUGAAAACAGACGACAGAGCCAAAAUGAGUGUGGCAGCCAAGAUGUCUUUGUUUAAAGAGCUGGAGAAGGCUGCUACCCCAGAGGCCUCGGCCUUCUUAAAGCCUCGCUCAGGCAGCGUCUGUCAUGAACGCAGGGUGCGUCGUGGCAACGACCAUCGGUUUCUAACUCAGCCAAUCACCUGUGAGGAAAUCGUGGCAAUCAGUGCCCCCAAACCACCAGCACCACCAGUGGAGUCCCAGUCUAUGGAAGCUGAGUCAGUGGAGGAUUGCGAUGAGAACAGCAAGCUGACCAUGAGUGAGAAGCUGGCCCUGUUCAACAAACUCGCCGUGCCGGGGAGGCAGGGGGGCGGCCCUGCUGACGGGCCCCCGGAGAGACGGAGGCAGAAGGGGGCUCGGUACCGCACACAGCCCAUCACUGUGGAGGAGGUCAACCUGCUCCAAAAAGGCCCUGUACAGCUUCCCGCCUUCGGUUUGUCAGCUCAUCUGUCCGACAGACAGCAGGCCUCGUCUGUCAACCUGAAACCCAGCGAGAUCCGCCUUUCCCAGCCAAGACCGGACACAGGUCCUGUGCCUGAGGAGCCUUGUGGUUCUACCCAGCAGGGCCUGCAGCGCCACGACUCUGAGCCAUUCUUGAGAGGGAUCCUGAAGAAAAGCUGCUCCGGAGGCUCAGAGUGGAGCAGAAAGGAGGGCGGUCAGACGGAUGGACCGUCCAGCCAUGAACAGAAUGGUGGAGGCUGUGAAGAAGCAGGGAUGCAAGGGAGGAGGGGGAGCGCAGAGCUUCAGGAAAUGUCCUCAGCAACACGGAGAGAGAGAGGAGAGGCUCCAGGUGGGGAGGGAGGCUCGCUGACCGCCGCUCCCUGGAGACAGAGGGCCCGAACCAGGAGGGAAACCAUCGGCUGCACACCGAUAAGAGUCUUGUCAGAGCAGGACACUCCUCAGGAGGAGAGGCCCAGCCAGACCAAGCUGCAGGGACAGCUGGUUUCCUCUGCGGAUCACAGCUCAGAAACGACUGGGAGAGUUCAGCAGCAGAAUGAGGAAGAGAGUGUGAGGAGGAUGAAUGAAGAAGCCACAGCCAUGGGACAUGUUCAGGUCACACUGGUAGAUGGCACCGUUAAGCUGCAGGAGUCAACCAACACCAGCAGAAUUAAGGAAGAGACAGUAAACCUUCAUGUGGAGAGUGUCAACCCUCAGUGCUGGACAAGUCUGUCGUUUGAAGCACAAGAAAUCUCCUCUCCUACCAAAGACCAGAUUCAGCCUCAGUGGAGACAGAAGAGAGUAGAGGAUGAGAUGGACGAAGUUGAGGAAAUCAAUACAGAGCUGGAAAGAAAAGAGCAAGAGACCGGAUGCAUGAACAAGAGAGGAUCUCCUGAAUCAGACAGGAAUGACACCUCUCAUAACAAGGGACACUCCUCUGAAGCUCUAACAAGCUCUUAUGAUGAAAUCCCUGUGCAGUCUUUGGGCGAGUUUGAAGCUCAGCAGAGCUCUCCGCUCUCAGUGGCUCCACAUGAAGUGAGGCGGGAGGCGCCUGUGGUUGAAUCAAACACGUUGGACGCUGGUUUCCUCAGAGAUCAGUCACCUCCCUCCGCCUGCACCCCCCCACCCUGUGGAGACGCCGCUGCUGCAGAGAGUGAGCAGGACCUGGAUGUCCUCUGCCAAACCAACACACCCAUACUGACCUCAUCAGUAGCCGAGCACAGGCGGUCGGUCCGUCCGUCCCGUCGGACUCAGGGCUCCAGAAACCCUCUGAGGGCUCUCGCUGCCCGGGAGGACAUAAUGCAGGACUACAUGGGAGAGAGAGUCAACAACACAGCUGCUGAGGAGAGCUCCCAAGCAGAGAAAAAGUCCAAGAACUCCUCCGUGGCAGAUUCACAUCUUUCCAAAUCAGAAGACUUCAUCUGUUCAUCAGAUACUGCAAAGUCUUUUCCUCCCUUCAGCAGCCUGAUGCUCAUUCACAUCAAAGGUAGGCGGCAUGUCCAGGUGCGUCUGGUGGAGCCGUCAGUGCAGUCACUGAACAGUGGAGACUGCUUCCUGCUGGUCACUCCGGAUCACUGCAUCCUGUGGAGUGCAGAGUUUGCCAAUGAAGAAGAGAAAGCCAAGGCCUCUGACCUGGCAUUGUCCAUCCAGAGGCAUCAGGAUCUCGGCUGUCAGGCCUCCCAGGUGGUCCACCUGGAGGAGGGGCGGAACUGUGACAGCAGCCUGGCUGCAGACUUCUGGAGGCUUCUAGGAGGAAGGAGACAAUACAGAGGAGCCGGUGCAGAAGAGGAGGAUGAGCUCUAUGAGUGUGGUGUGGUGGAGUCCAAUUGUGUGUACAGGCUGAUGGAGAACAGACUGGUGCCUCAUGAACAGGCCUGGGCCUCCAUCCCCAGGGUCUCCCUGCUGGGUUCCAAUGAGGCCCUGGUGUUUGAUUUCGGCAGUGAAGUGUACCUGUGGCAUGGACAGGAUGUUUCCCCCAGCAGGAGGAACGUUGCUCUUCAACUGACUCACCAAGUGUGGGUCGGAGCUUAUGACUACAGCAACUGUAGAGUCAAUCCACUGGAUCCCACGCGGUGUAACCCGAACACACAGCAGAAGGGAGAGGGGCGUCCCAGCUGGGCGUUGUUCGGUUGUGUCUCAGAGCACGAUGAGACGGCUCUGUUCAGGGAGAAGUUCCUGGACUGGACAGGCGGGAAAGGAGGCAUGGAGGGAGCUGCUGCAGUGAGCAAAGAGACACAGCUCGUCCCCGUUGAGUCUUCCCAGUCCACGUCCACAGCUUCAGACGUCCUGAGCGCCUUUGACGCCAAGGCUCUGGUGUCGGGUCAGUCCCUUGAAGGGGACGGCUUGGUCCAUAACGUGUUGGCUGGGGUUGACGUCCAGAGGGGGCACGGGGUCAUCACGCUGGAGGAAGGCCGUCAGAUGGCGCUGAAAACAGUUGCUGUGGACACGUGGCACGUCCAGGAGUUCGAUGACAGCGAAAUUCUCCUGGAGAGCACCGGACAGCUCCACGAAGGAGACUCCUACGUCAUACGCUGGACGUACAUCAUCAACACUGUCGAUAAGACAAACAGCCCUGAUGAGUGCAGCAAUUGCCCCGGACAAAAAGAAAACACCGCCUUCUUCCUGUGGAGGGGCCGUCACUCCAGUGUCAGCGGGCGGGACACCGCUGCUUUCCUGUCCAUCGGGAUGAACAACCAUGAAGAGUCACAGGUGGUCAUGCCUCAGGGAAAGGAACCUCCCUGUUUCCUGCAGCUUUUCCAGGGAGGCCUGGUCAUUCACAAGCGAAAGCGAGAGGAGGCCUGCACAAAUGCAGCAGAGUGGCAUCUGUUCUGUGUGCGAGGUGAGCUCCCAGAGGAAGGCUCUCUGUUAGAGGUGGACUGCUGCUGUGCAGGUCUGAGGUCCAGGGGCUCUGUUGUCCUGCUCAAUAGCCAGCAGGGAGUGCUGUAUCUCUGGACUGGCUGUAAAGCUCAUAGCAGCUCCAGAGAGGUCAGCAAGAGGGCAGUGGAGCGUCUCACUCAAAUGUGUCCACCAGAGUUGGGUCUGAGCAAAAGCAGCCCUCUGACAGUGCAGGUAGUGGAGGAAGGUUCAGAGCCUGCAGACUUCUGGACAGCCCUGGGGCAAAUGGACAGGAAGGCCUACGACUGCAUGCUGCAAGAUCCAGGAAAGUAUAACUUCACACCUCGCCUCUUCCACCUGAGCGCUUCCUCUGGGAGUUUCCAGGCCAAAGAGCUGCAGAGUCCAACGCGGCUGCCGGGGCUUGUGAUGGCAGCGCCCUUCGUCCAGGAGAGUCUGUACUCCGUACCACAGCCGGCGUUGUUCCUGCUUGACAACCGUCUGGAGGUUUACCUGUGGCAGAGGGGUCAGCCCGAGCAGACAGAGAGCUCAUCUUCGGCCUGGAGCGUCUGGCAUGACGAGAGGAGGUGUGCAAUGCAGACGGCACUGCAGUACUGCAAAGAGAUGAACCCAAGACGCCCACCGCAGGCCUACCUCAUAUUUGAGGGACGAGAACCUCUCACCUUCACUAACGUGUUUCCCCGCUGGGAGAGGAGCCUGGGACCCCCAACACAGGGCGAUGCGGGGCGGGUUAAGCUGACCUUGGUGCAGGACGCCCUGGCCCAGCUCAUGAAGACCCAGUACCCUCUGGAGGAGCUGCUGCGGAGCCCAUUACCUGAAGGAGUGGACCCCCAGCGCCUGGAGGUCUACCUGUCUGAACAAGACUUUCAGACUAUUUUGGAAAUGAAGAGAGAUGAAUAUGCUUCCCUCCCAGACUGGAAGCAAAUUGAUCUGAAGAAAAGCAAAGGGCUGCUUUGCUAGACAGGGAAAA
This is a messenger RNA of Anoplopoma fimbria (sablefish), 5299 nucleotides long. It is a transcript of the gene svilc, whose product is annotated as supervillin c. Gene Ontology annotation, biological process: barbed-end actin filament capping; actin polymerization or depolymerization; actin filament severing. The record is from RefSeq and is a predicted model, not a curated record. The coding region runs from base 355 to 5289 and encodes 1644 amino acids. NCBI's taxonomy places the organism in Eukaryota, Metazoa, Chordata, Actinopteri, Perciformes, Anoplopomatidae. The transcript is spliced from 33 exons. Gene Ontology annotation, molecular function: phosphatidylinositol-4,5-bisphosphate binding; actin filament binding. Gene Ontology annotation, cellular component: cytoplasm; actin cytoskeleton.